Rotaria sp. Silwood2 is the source of this 1011-nucleotide messenger RNA. The record is from the annotation of a GenBank genome assembly. Lineage: Eukaryota; Metazoa; Rotifera; Eurotatoria; Philodinida; Philodinidae.
AUGUAUUUAAACAGUGCAAGCUCUGAACAGAAUGCGCUGCCAUCGCUUGGAACACAAAAAAAGCUAACAUGGAAAGAACUCGUAAAACAGCAAGCAGACAAUGGCAAGUUGAAGGGUGCUACAUGUGCUGUCUACUCGAAAAAUGUAGAUGAUAUCAUUGAUAAGGAAACUCAAUGUAUUUGUGGCCGUUUACCGCGUCAGCAUAGUUUCACUGGUAAGCCAAAACCAAAAUUUAGGAAUGCUCAAAAAUGGGCAUCGAAGCUUGCCGCUAUAGUGGAUGUGACCCAAUACGGGCAAUUAGAAAAUGGUGCUCGAUUUAUUCGAUGUGAUACAGAAAAUGAUACAUUUGAAACACUUGGUCAAAUUAUUGUCAAAGAUGUGGGUGCCAAACCCAAAUUACUUGUUAGUUGUUAUGGUGGAGCGGAGUAUUUUACCAUGACUGACGAUCUGGAAAGAGAAUUUAUGAAUGGUAUUGGUCAAGUGGCAGCGACGAAAGAUGUGUGGAUAUUAACAACUGGCUUGAAUAGUGGUGUAUCAAACCUUAUUUCUCAGGGUGUUCAUCGCAACAAAUUGUUAAAUGAGAAUAUAUGGAAGCCAAUUGUUAUUGGAAUGAGUCAUUGGGGCACAAUUUCAGAAUACACACGACAAGUUCUCAAGCAGCAGGCUUCAGCAAAUGGAUCAACAGCUUCUCAAGACACAGUAGUAUCUUUGGAUGAAAAUGACACAAAAGCACUUGAUAAGUAUCAUACUCAUUUUCUAUUGCUCGAUGACGGUCGUUUCAAUCAUUAUCUCAAUGAUGAUCCUCGCUCGAAAUUUGUUAAAACAACGUGCGAUCAGGCACAUUGCCAUGCUGUAACGAUCAUUGUCGAAGGUGGUCUAAAUACACUCGAAGUGAUUCAACACGAUUUGAAUGAUCAACGACCAGUAGUAAUUGUUCAUGGAAGUGGUCGCUUGGCAAGUGUUCUCGGUAAUCUGCUCAACAAGGCAGGAAAAACAGCCACCAUCGAGUAA